Messenger RNA from Nezara viridula (southern green stink bug), 1450 nucleotides. NCBI's taxonomy places the organism in Eukaryota, Metazoa, Arthropoda, Insecta, Hemiptera, Pentatomidae. The record is from the annotation of a GenBank genome assembly.
AGUUAUCUGAAGACCUUUUCGUCAAUAGAUAAAAAAAGAAAAGAUAUUUUUCAUUCAAGAUGAAUGGAGAUAAGCAGGAGUCGUCUUUUGUUCUUCCGGGACAUCCCAGCAAGUGCACUUGGAGUCUUGAAUCUAAAGCUGAAUUUGGACACAAACUCUUUGGAACUUCUAAGUCAGCUAGUUCCAGUGUAUUACCAGAUAUUUUACAUGCUAUUGGGAAUACACCACUGAUACGUCUCAAUAGCAUUCCAUCUAAAGAAGGCAUCAAAUGUCAAAUGUAUGCAAAGUGUGAAUUCCUGAAUCCGGGGGGAAGUUUAAAAGAUAGAAUAGGUUAUCGUAUGGUGCAGGAAGCUGAAGAAAAUGGACUUUUAAAACCGGGUGCUACUAUUAUUGAACCAUCUUCUGGAAAUACAGGAAUAGGAUUAGCUUUGGCUGCUGCUGUAAAAGGAUAUAAGUGUAUCAUAGUAAUGCCUUGGAAAAUGUCACAAGAAAAAGUAAGUACUUUAAAGGCUCUAGGGGCAGAAAUUGUCAGAACACCCACUGAAGAACCAUACGAUUCUCCGAAAGGUUUAUUUGGUGUUUCACAAAGAUUGUGUCGAGAAAUUCCUAAUUCUAUUAUUCUAGAUCAGUAUAAAAGUCCUUCUAAUCCAUUGGCUCAUUAUGAAGGCACAGCUUCUGAAAUGUGGACACAGACCAAUGGCAAUAUUGAUAUGGUUGUUGUUGGUACAGGAACAGGAGGUACUAUUUCAGGCAUUGGACGUUGCUUGAAAGAAAAACGCAAAGAUAUUACCAUUGUUGGAGUUGAUCCAUAUGGAUCAAUACUUGCUCAACCACCAGAAGUAAAUGAAACUGAUGUUAAAAUGUAUCAUGUUGAAGGGAUUGGUUAUGACUUCAUCCCAACUGUUUUAGAUCGCAGUGUAGUGGACAAAUGGAUAAAAACAAGUGAUAAGGAAUCUUUAGUAAUGGCCCGUCGAUUAAUUAGAGAGGAAGGAUUAUUAUGUGGUGGGAGCAGUGGUGCUGUGAUGGUCGGAGCUUUAAAGGCUGCUGCUCAUCUGGAUGAAAAUAAACAUGUUGUAGUUGUUUUAGCUGAUGGUAUCAGAAACUAUUUGACAAAGAUGGUUGAUGAUGACUGGAUGAAAGAUAAAGGGUUCUAUGAUUGACCAAAGUCAAUUAUUUUUUCUUCCUAAAGAAAUGUUCUAUACACAUCACAGUUUAUAAAUGUUACCUUAUAAAUGAAAUUGUAUCAUUGUUGCACUGAUUAUUAAAAUAUCAAUAAAUAAAUUUUAUAUUUUUAUGCUGUUUUAUUGUGUGUUAUUUAAUUUGUUUGAAUUGAUACUCUAAAUUAUAAUUAAAAUACCGUAAAAUUUGAAAGAAAAUAAAAAUAUUGGAAUUUAAAAAUUAAAAUAUUGUAUUCCUUUGAGCUUAAAAAUAAAAAUUGUAUUAUAUUGUU